Prorocentrum cordatum is the source of this 1339-nucleotide messenger RNA. NCBI's taxonomy places the organism in Eukaryota, Dinophyceae, Prorocentrales, Prorocentraceae. The record is from the annotation of a GenBank genome assembly.
CCAUCUGCGGGCAUGUGCCAAGCAGGCCAAAGGCAUGCGGCGCGUGCACCCGAUGGAGAUCGACGGGGAUGUGAUGCAGAUUUUGCCGUCGACACCCUCCGCAGCAAUGAAGGCGGACCAGGGCGAUCGCCUUCGGCAUCACGACUGGAACAGAACGGCCGAUGAGACGAAGGUGACGUCGCGGACCCUGCGCAGGCACCCGACCAAUCGGAGCGACGGCAGUGCCGAAAGCCAGAGACCCGCCGCGGAAAACAUGAUGAGCCAUGUCCAGGCUCAGCGGGAGGGCUUGCCGACGCUGAAGCCUGGAGUGGUCGUGGACAGGAAGAACUUGAGGCUGUUGUUCGGAGCGCGCGGUAGGGGAGGGUGCCGCGCAACGGCCUUGGUCGAGCGGGGCGGCCGCCGGCGGGAUUCUCAGCAGCAGUACGCGGAGAAGACGCAGACGGUCAUCAUCUUCGAUUGGGAUGACACGCUGUUCCCAACUGCAUAUGUGAGACACGAUCUAGGCCUCUCCACCCGAAAGCACUUGAGGCACCAGGACCUCAGGCCCGAUGCCAUGUCGCAGGUCCAGGCCACGCUGGCGAGAGCCGCGGGUGCCGCCAGCCAGCUCCUCCGGUUGGCGGCCAGGCGCGGGAAGGUUGUCAUAGUAACUCUGGCCAGGAGCCCCUGGGUCACCGCCUCGUGCAUGCACUUCUACCCGGGCAUCGGCGAGCUGAUAGAUGAGCUCGGCAUCCAGGUUGUUUAUGCUCAGGAAGGCCAGCAGGUAGAGUACGACAAGGUAGACAUGAUGGCCACUGAACAGUUCGAGACUUUUUGGGCCGAAAUGAAGGGCAAAGCCAUUGCCGAGGCGCUGAGGGAGUUCUACUCCCAGUACGAGGGUCAGUCCUGGAAAAACAUCAUCUCCCUGGGAGACUCUGACUUCGAGCGAUGGGGCGCGAUGGCGGCGGCGAGGCAGUAUGCCGAAGCCCAGGGCCUGGUCAGUGACAGCAGUGUCUUCCCGGGCACCAGGUCGAGGGCGCUGGGUGCACGCCGGGGCCCGUUCAGCGCCGUGGGCGCGCAGCUGUCCGUGUCAAGCGUCAUGCGUUACAUCAACCCCGGCCGCGGGAGGAGGAUGUCGUGGGAGGGGACCAUCAGUGGCCAGAAGUUCAAGGUUCGGACGAAGACUUUCAAAAUGCUGGACGAGCCGACGGUCGAGGAGCUUGUCGUGGAGCUGAACUUGCUGCAUCAGUGGCUCCCAAUGAUGGUGAUGCUGAACGACAGCUUCGACGUCGACCUCAACAGCCUGGAUGACAAGGCACACCUCGAGAAUAUUGAGAACACGUUGCGACCGCUAGACUCAUGA